Messenger RNA from Iphiclides podalirius (scarce swallowtail), 546 nucleotides. The record is from the annotation of a GenBank genome assembly. NCBI's taxonomy places the organism in Eukaryota, Metazoa, Arthropoda, Insecta, Lepidoptera, Papilionidae.
AUGACAUACGAUGCUUCAAUCGGGCUCUUUGUGUUGAAAGUCGCCUUCUGCGCCAGUGUGUGUAAAGGCUGCACUUUCGACGGAACUAUUUAUUUUCUCAUCCGUAAUCUAAUAUUCAGUCAAUUCUGCAAGAUGAAUAAGUUGAUCUUCGCUCUCGCCUGCGCCCUCGCCGUUACUGGCGUCAUGGCUGCCGACACGUGCUAUCAGGACGUGUCAAUGGACUGCGGUCAAGCCUCCAACAGCCUCGCGCUGCCAAGGUGUAACGCGGUGUAUGGCAACUAUGGCCGCCAUGGCAACGUCGCUACCGAGCUCCAGGCGUACGCCAAUCUGCAUCUGGAACGUUCCUACCACCAUUGUGGUUAUGGAAUCUUACCAAAUCCUGAGAUCGCCCAAUACCUGGAGGAGGAGUUCGUCGAGAAGCACGCGGAGACCAUCAGGAACCUCGCCGGCCACACCGCCGACCUGAAGAAGUUCAUCCUCGCAAACAACGGCCAAGACCUGUCCCUUGCGCUGUACCUCUUCGACGAGUACCUCCAGAAGGUCGCC